ACUAAAAAUCACGCCGCCACACCACUGCACAAUAUCCUAGUCCUAACUGUAAAUGCACCUCCGAAGGUUAUUGCCGUCAUUUGACUUAUACUCCCUCUCCAUCGGCCUCUCCCUCCCAACGCCGGUUUGCUAGCGGCUCGUAUGUGUCGUAGUCAGUCUCAUUUUCUUGGUUCUAAUCAGAAUUGUCCCUCCAUCCUUCUUGUUUCUUGAUCAUAGCUUAGAACCUUUUUUUUCUUCUCUUAAAAAAGAAAAGAAAAGAAAAAGAAUCAAGAAACAGAAAACGCCCACAUGGAAACAACAAAGAUUCUUGAGAUCAACUUGAUCUCAGCCCAAGAUUUAAAGCCACCGUCUGCUAGUCUCCGGCAGAUGCAAACCUACGCUGUGGUUUGGCUCGACUCCACCGCCAAGCUCCGAACCCGAAUUGACCGAGUCGGCGGAGAAAACCCUACCUGGAACGACAAAUUCCUCUUCAAAGUCACUCCCGAAAUUCUCUCCAGGGAAACUUCCGGUGUUUCUUUUGAAAUCUACGCCGUUGGUUGUUUUCGUGAUCCGUUAAUCGGAACCGUCCGUUUCCUCAUCAGUACCAUUCCACUUCCUUCCCCAAUCAAACCAACGAGAACUCCGUCUUGUAUUGCUCUCCAGAUUCAGCGUCCUUCUGGAAGGUUCCAAGGGGUUCUUAAUAUCGGUGCAAUGGUGAUCGACGGUUCUGAUUUCGCGACAUUGAAUGGGGCGUCAGCUAUUGGGUAUCGUGAUCUUAUGGGAGAGAAACAGCGGCGGCGGCGGCGUCCGCCACGUGAUUUAAAGAAAUCUGUUUCGAUGGAAGAGGUUGGGAACGCGGAGAAUUCUUGUGGAGAAUCUGGGGAUCUUUCUUCUGAUGGUGCUGAUUCUACUACUUCUUCUUCUUCUUCUGCUGCGUCAACGGCGUUGAAAGAUUGGAAUUCAGUUAGAAAUUUAGCGGGAAAUCACUUGAGGUCAUCAUCCGACGGGGGAGGAUUUUUCUGUGGGCUGAUGAAACAGAGGAGGCUUACGAUGUGUCUGUCUGCACAGAAUCUUUCGUCUUUUUCUGGGUCUCAGAGAGAGAAUUGAGCAAAGGCCUGUUUAAACGGGAUUGUUUGUUGAUAGUAUUCUUUUUACAAGUUAAGUCCGUGAGAGUGGUAUUCCAUAGAUUUUAAAGUAUAACUGAUAUCUCUCUUGUCUAUGCCUCUCUGCUAAUCGUUUCAUGUAUAUCAUUUGUCCGUGAUUUGAUUUUGCUAGCCGUUACUCGGGUCAUAGUGUUUGA
Molecule: messenger RNA, 1279 nt
Organism: Ricinus communis (castor bean)
Lineage: Eukaryota; Viridiplantae; Streptophyta; Magnoliopsida; Malpighiales; Euphorbiaceae
Exons: 1
Coding region: 289-1086 (265 amino acids)
Biological process (GO): defense response
Source: RefSeq, a predicted model, not a curated record